Salvelinus fontinalis (brook trout) is the source of this 1312-nucleotide messenger RNA. RefSeq names its product serine protease 27-like. NCBI's taxonomy places the organism in Eukaryota, Metazoa, Chordata, Actinopteri, Salmoniformes, Salmonidae. Gene Ontology annotation, molecular function: serine-type endopeptidase activity. The record is from RefSeq and is a predicted model, not a curated record. Gene Ontology annotation, biological process: proteolysis. Bases 27 to 974 code for a protein of 315 amino acids. The transcript is spliced from 6 exons.
UACACAAAGCCGUAGCAGCUGAUAGGAUGGAGUCGGGGUGGGCAUUGUGUGCUGUUGUAGUAGCGUUGACCUGCAUGGGAAAAGGGGGCCAUUCACAGGCAAAUGUGUGUGGCAUUGCUUCUCUCAACACAAAGAUUGUUGGGGGUCAGGAUGCAGGGGCAGGGAGCUGGCCAUGGCAGGCCAGUCUGCACAGCUCCAACAGCCAUUUUUGUGGAGGCUCCCUUAUCAACAAAGAGUGGGUGCUGACUGCCGCUCAUUGCUUCCCCAGCACCAGCACGUCCAACCUGCUUGUCUACCUGGGCCGGCAGACUCAGCAAAGCAUCAACUCCAACGAGGUAUCCCAAACAGUCUCUCAGAUCAUCUGCCACCCGGACUACAACAGUGCAACCAGCGACAAUGACAUAUGUUUGCUGAAGCUCUCGUCACCCGUCACCUUCACUGACUACAUCCAGCCGGUCUGCCUGGCAGCAGUGGACAGCACCUACUACACUGGCACUACUAGCUGGGUCACCGGAUGGGGCAAUAUCAAUAGUGAUGUGCCCCUUCCAUCACCCGGGACCCUACAGGAGGUGACUGUGCCAGUAGUGGGGAACAGGGAGUGUAGCUGUCUCUAUACUGGAUUUAGUUCAAUCACAAACAACAUGAUCUGUGCUGGUCUACUGAGUGGAGGAAAAGAUUCCUGUCAGGGAGACUCCGGGGGGCCAAUGGUGAGCAAACCGGGUCAGGUCUGGAUACAGUCUGGAGUUGUGAGUUUCGGACAAGGCUGUGGCGACGCAAAUUUCCCAGGAGUGUACACCCGAGUGUCCCAGUACCAGACCUGGAUCAACAGCCAGAUCAGCACUGACAUGCCAGGCUUCGUCACCUUCUCCUCCAGUGGGACUGACUCUGAUCUCAAUGUCUCCUGUAAUGCACUGUCCAAUGGGAUCACACUCUUCUCCCUCUCUCCUAUUCUCGUGUCUCUCUAUCUCUUCUAAUAGAGGACGCUUAACUUUACUUACUGUAUGUGAUAAGUACUGUAAUAGUAUGUUUAUACACUGAUCCAAAAGUGAUGGGUUUAUUUUAAUAUGAAUCUACUGUAUCUACUAAUACUUGUUGAUUGUGAUGUAAGCCAUUAAGUUGGACAGCAAAUGUCAUUGUGCUAUAGUAUUACAUUUGGUUGUUCAUCAGAGCUCAGUUUCUGAUUGUUGUUUGCAGCUAUGCUUAGCUAUCACACUUAAUGCAACUUGUUUUUCUCCAUUUAAUCAUGAACUUAUGUAUAUUUGUCCAUCUUGAAUAGACUGUAUCUGCAAAUAAAUACACUAUUUACAGUGAA